Bipolaris zeicola 26-R-13 is the source of this 375-nucleotide messenger RNA. RefSeq lists its product as uncharacterized. The annotation marks the transcript as partial. NCBI's taxonomy places the organism in Eukaryota, Fungi, Ascomycota, Dothideomycetes, Pleosporales, Pleosporaceae. The record is from RefSeq and is a predicted model, not a curated record. The transcript has a single exon.
AUGGUACGAUUCGCUUAUGAACCCCUUCGGUCUAGUCGAGCGAUUAGGUUGAUCAAGUUUCUACCCGGUUCCAGCCCAAUCUGCCAGAUGAUCACAGUCGAGGUUGAGAAAGCCCCGCCAUAUGUAGCUCUGUCGUAUACUUGGGGAAGCACGGAAUUAUCGAGAGUGAUCCUCGUCAAUGGAAGUGAGGUUCCCAUCACUCGGAGCCUGGCUGAGGCCAUUGAUGCCAUUUUCAUCUUUGCAAGAGAACGAAGUAUGAUGUUCUGGGCAGAUUCGAUUUGCAUUAAUCAGGCAGACGAUCAUGAGCGCGGCCUGCAAGUCAGACUCAUGAAUUCAAUUUACCGUUCGGCGGAGAUCGUUACAAUUUGGCUUGGC